AUGCCUACCACCGUCUACAUCGCCAUCUACGACGUCUACGAUGAGCGGGAUCCAAUCCACUGGGCCAUCUUUCUCGAAAACCCCUCUGAAGGCAAUGUCAUUCUUCAGGUCAGCGACGAGAAGGGCGGUAGGGGCUACUACGUCGAGGAGCCCAUUCCCGACAAAGAACCUCAACGCUCCUCGCGCCAUAUGACCUCCAUCGAGGCUGGUACCAUCAGCUCGGCCGAUCAUCAAAGCUUAGCGGUACAGCCCAACAAGUUUGAUGUUCGUUAG
This is a messenger RNA of Chaetomium strumarium, 273 nucleotides long. RefSeq lists its product as uncharacterized. The coding region runs from base 1 to 273 and encodes 90 amino acids. Lineage: Eukaryota; Fungi; Ascomycota; Sordariomycetes; Sordariales; Chaetomiaceae. The transcript has 2 exons. The record is from RefSeq and is a predicted model, not a curated record.